CCCAUUCAGGAAAAUACAACAAAGUUUUAGACGUCGCCACCGAUACUGGUCAUGUCGCCUACGCUCUCACCUCUAAAUUUGCACAAGUACAUGCUACCGAUCUCUCCCGAAUCAUGCUCUCUAAUGCGCUACACACUCCAAAUAUUCGUUAUUCGGUUUCGACCGCAGAUCUUUCACAAUUUCUAUCUUCAAUGUUUGACCUUGUUACCAUUGGACAGGCAGCGCAUUGGUUUAGAAUCCAAGAAUUUUUUAACGAGGCGAAUAUAAUUUUGAUACCAAAUGGUACAUUGGAGAAUGCUUCGAAGUUUAGUGAUGGGCAUGGGGGUGAUGAGUUAGGAAAAUGCUGGGAGGAUGGAAGGCAGGUGAUGAAUGAUUUGAACCAAUCGUUCAUAUUAUCAGAGACCUUAUUCAAGGACAUUAAAGUGCAGAGGAAGGAAAAGGAAAUGAAGAGUUGA
This is a messenger RNA of Acaulospora colombiana, 455 nucleotides long. Lineage: Eukaryota; Fungi; Glomeromycota; Glomeromycetes; Diversisporales; Acaulosporaceae. The record is from the annotation of a GenBank genome assembly.